UACGAUAGCGUAACAAUCUUAAACAGUGUGUUGUUUGGCACACGUUGUGAUCGGUUUGUGAUGGAUGCUUCUAUAUUGUGUAAAUAAACUAGAGAUCGACUGCAUAUACGGUACAUAAAUUAAACAACAUGGCAGACGACCCAGAGCAACAACCAGAUAACAUAGCAGAAGAAGAGGAAGAAAAUCAAGAAAAAGAGGAAAAUGGUGUCGAUGGUCAAAAAGAAAUCCCAGAAGUUACCGUUACUGAAGAGCUGACGGAAGAUGCUGAAGCGUUGAAGAAUGAGCUCAACAAAAUCAUCGUGCAUCCUCCAACAAUAGAUUUUUCAAUACCAAUGAAAGAGUUUGACCAAACAGAGUUUCCUGCCUCAUACAAAGAAAAUUUGCCAAAAGAGAAUCUGAUUUUACAAUAUGCAGAGAAUUUCCGGAGACAAUACGUGCAUUUGUACAGGGACAGGAAGCCAUUGUUACUCAACCCUGUCAAUGAAUGUGGAACAGAGAAAUUUGUGUGUACCACAAUAAGACCCACACAACUGGAAUUCAAGGAGCUGUAUAACUGGGAAGGGGCUGCUGAGUUUGUUGCAGAUUAUCUCAACUUUGAGACCUUGGAGCCACAAACUGAACUGCCUCGGAGACUGCUGUCCCCAACUACCAUCCUGAAGCGUCAGAGAGGAAACUGUUUUGACUACAGUACAUUACUGUGCUCCCUGCUGAUAGGGGUGGGGUAUGAUGCCCUGGUGGUCAAUGGUUAUGCAACACGUGAAACUUGUCUGGCUGAUGAGUCACGGGAAAUCUGUCCUUUAAUGAAGAAAAAGGAGGAGGUGAAGCAAGAGGUUCAGAAGAAAGAACAGAAGAAGUAUGCAGUAAAGGCUCCUAAAGAUUUACGCAGCAAGUUUGAACUCAAACAAGAAUCAAAAUCAAAAGCUGUAAAAGAGGCAGAGGAAGAGCAACGGAAAAAAGAAGCGGAGGAGAAACAAGCAGAGCUAGAAAAGCCCCCUCCAGAUCCGCUAUAUGGUCUACGUGUACAUGCCUGGGUACUUGUGUUGGCCGGGCGUAGGGAAGUCCCGGAGAGCUUCUUCAUUGAGCCCUUUACUGGUUUGUCCCAUCCUGUGGACAGUCAGAGUUACCUUGGAAUUGAAUCGGUAUGGAAUGCCUCCAACUUCUGGGUCAACAUGCAGGACUGCUCCGACGGGGUCAAGGGUCUCAGCUAUGACCUUGGAGACUGCACUAGGUGGGAGUACAUGUUUCCUAUCACGGAGAAGCCCCUGCUGAAGAUCCCCGAUGUGGAUGAUGAUAUCGGUGACCUGGAUGACGAUGAGAAUGGCAGUGAGAGGUUGAAUGCACUGCACCGUGACAACACACAGAUCACCUUCUCCGAGGAGGAGGAGAAUGAGAUGGACAAACACCUGGACAUGCCGCCAUCCUGGGUGGAGCCAAUCAAACUCUCCUUACGGGACUUCCAGAUGAGGUGUCCGCAAGGAAAGAAGACCAAGCUGUAUAAACGUGCCAAGCUGGAGAAGUUUGCCCACUACCUGAUGAAGGAUGGCCUGGUCUCCAAACUAUCCAUGUAUGAUAACCGUGAAUUGACAGACCUGAUCAUGAUACGAGAGUACUUUGCUUACCGUAUAGACAAGCUGUGUACCAAAGUCCACAACCAGAGAACUGGCUGGAACACGGAGUAUUUUGACCCUGGACGACUCAAGUGUCUCAAAGAGCACCAGUUCAAGGCAAGCAGCCCAGGGCCGGAGAAUGACAGAAUCAUGCUGUUUUACGAUGACGCGAGAGUGGAUGGACUGUUGAAGCGAGUUGAGAGUCUGUCUGAGAUGACCGAAGAGUACAGACACAGGGAUGACUACCUGUACUUCAAACAAGUAGAGUUUGGGAAACGGACAAAGAAGUUUGGUCCACAGGAUGGAACUGGUGCCAACAACAUGCGACCCAUUGUGAAGAUGAUUCAGAAGUUUGACAGAAACCCUAAAAAGUCAGCUAGUGAGGACAUUUCUGAAUUGGUGUUUCUGGUGUCAGAGGACAAGAUCCAGCUAACAUACCACACAGAGGACCCACGGAUAGCCUCCUCCACGCGCGAGUACCUCAAACCUGCAAACUGGGAUGAGAAAGGUGCUACCCUAACAUUCAACUCGGAGAUGCAUCAAACUUUCCAGGUGGACCCUACUUCACCAAUGAACAAGAAUGUAGAACUGUACGAGAUGCUGCUGGAACUGCUCAAGGCAGAAGAGAAAUGUCGUAAUGAUGUCCGAGAUUCUGAGGAGGAGGUUCGUGAGGUACUAAAUGAGAGAACUAAAGAGGAGACUGCAUCAGAGCUGGACAUUUCUGUGUAUGACACUGACAGGAAUGAGAAGGCAAAGAAACAUAGGAGAGAACUGGAGCGCCUACAAUUGGAGGAGAGAAUGCGCAAACAGGAGAUGGACAUUGACUACCUGGCCCCGUUCCUUGCCCAAAUGGGCAACCCCGAUAAAAUCACCAGGCAACAGGCCUACCAGCUCAAGGAAGACUGUCUCGGUGAUCUCAAGAAACGCCUAAUUGACAAAGCCAACCUCAUUCAAGCCAGGUUCGAAAAGGAGACCCAGUUGUUGGAGAAGAAGCAGGCCUGGUACCAGCAGAACCAGGUAGCUAUGUCUAAGGAUGAUGAGGAAGCGUACCUUGACUACUGUAGUGAAGCUCUGUUUAGGAUACACAUUCUUGACCUGCGCCUGGCAAGACACAAGGAGCAAGCCCCCCACAAGUAUAUGCAGCUGGAGCAGAGAUUGAGAAGUGAAGAGCGACUCGCUGAAUUUUUCUAGGGGUCUGAAAGUGCAUACAUGUGCAAAAAUGUUUAAUACUGGAUGUCAGACUUGUGGCGUUGUGCGACAUAUGGAUGGGUUGCUACGUGUAAUGUGUGUUACAUCACCACAACAAUCUCCAGAUUUCCAAAGCCUCUGAUUGGUCAGCUUAAGACUAAUCAACUUCUGAUAGGUCAGGCAAUCCAGGAAACGGCUAAUACGCCUACGAUUUGUUCCAUUGGUCAUUUAUAACCAUGUUGGAUAAAACAUUCCUCCAAAUCUCACUAUCCCAUCGUCUGUACACAGUCUAUCCCUGGAGGAUGUAGUUCAGAUUAGGGACUUUUUAAGGGGUUAGAUGAAGACUUCUUUUAAACAUUGUCUACUUGUAGCAAAUCAGUUGUUUGCUUCUUUAUCAGUGACAUUGACAAAAUCAUCUCUCUAUUAUUUAAAUAUGAAAGAGUGACAUCAUUGUAUAUAAACAUGAAUAUCUGUGAUAAUGUAUAUUAAAAAGUAAUUUUUCAU
Mizuhopecten yessoensis (Yesso scallop) is the source of this 3299-nucleotide messenger RNA. RefSeq names its product dynein regulatory complex subunit 7-like. NCBI's taxonomy places the organism in Eukaryota, Metazoa, Mollusca, Bivalvia, Pectinida, Pectinidae. The transcript has 18 exons. Bases 129 to 2798 code for a protein of 889 amino acids. The record is from RefSeq and is a predicted model, not a curated record. Gene Ontology annotation, cellular component: motile cilium. Gene Ontology annotation, biological process: flagellated sperm motility.